UGAGCUCAAACCUGAGGAGGCAGUGGCUGCUGCUUGUCAUUCAAUUAAUAACCUCAAAACCUAGUGGAUUUAUACCGCCAGAGAGAAACCAUUACAGCUGCCUACGUUUACCAACACGGAGAUAUAUUUAUUUAUUUUGUAUUUAUCAUCUGGAUUUUCUGCAUCUUAAUGGAUUUAUCUAAUGUUUGAAAGCACAGGGACUGUUUUGUUAAUGUGCAAUUGUGGAUUUUUGUAAACAUUGGACACUCGAGUCUCUGCUGUACGCCUGAAUAAUUAUUUUACUACGUCUGCAUUUCUCCUAAGUGUUUUGGGUUGAAGAUGUUACUUUCCAAAUUCGGUUCAUUGGCUCAUAUUUGCAACCCAACCACCAUGGAUCAUCUACCGGUUAAGAUCCUGCAACCAGUGAAAGUGGACAAGGAACCGUUUGACAAAGUGUACCAAGUCGGCUCCGUGCUGGGCAGUGGUGGUUUCGGUACCGUGUAUUCAGGCAGCAGGAUUGCUGACGGACUGCCGGUGGCUGUAAAACACGUAUCCAAGGAGAGAGUCACAGACUGGGGAACCCUAAACGGUGUGAUGGUGCCCUUGGAAAUUGUCCUGCUAAAAAAAGUAGGCUCAGGGUUCCGAGGUGUGAUAAAGCUUUUAGACUGGUACGAACGAGCUGAUGGGUUCCUUAUUGUCAUGGAGAGACCAGAGCCUGUAAAGGACUUAUUUGAUUUCAUAACAGAGAAGGGGGCUUUGGAUGAGGGUACUGCACGAGGCUUCUUCCGUCAAGUACUAGAGGCAGUACGGCACUGUUACAGCUGUGGGGUGGUCCAUCGAGACAUCAAGGAUGAAAAUCUGUUGGUGGAUCUGAGGACAGGGGAGCUUAAGCUCAUAGACUUUGGCUCUGGAGCUCUUCUCAAGGACACAGUGUACACAGAUUUUGAUGGCACUAGAGUUUACAGCCCUCCAGAGUGGGUUAGGUACCACAGAUAUCAUGGGAGAUCAGCAACUGUUUGGUCACUGGGAGUUCUACUGUAUGAUAUGGUCUGCGGAGACAUCCCUUUUGAGCAAGAUGAAGAAAUUGUACGAGUUCGUUUAUAUUUUAGAAGGAUAAUUUCUCCAGAGUGCCAACAGCUUAUCAAGUGGUGCCUUUCACUAAGGCCUUCUGACAGACCAACCCUUGAACAAAUUUUUGAUCACCCGUGGAUGUGCAAGGGCGACCUAGAAAAAUCUGAAGACUGUGAUUUAAGACUAAGGACAAUUGACACAGAUUCAUCAAGCACAAGCUCAAGCAAUGAGAGUCUAUAGGACAUCCAGUAUCUCACAAUGGGAAGGGAGCAUUUGCAGAAAACACAGUGCUGCUGCCAAUAACACACACAAGGGGCUGAUACAUACACUAAUUCCCUAGUUAAAUCUUUAUACAGGAUUUUAUAUUAUUUUUGCAGUUAUCUCCCUGGAAUGAGAAUUCAUUUGGACUUACUGAUGUUUUGAGUGUUGAAGGCCAGCACUUUAUACAAAAGACUGACCUUAUUUACAUAAAAAGCAGUGACCUCUUCUAUACAUAGUAUACUGUUUGCUCUCAUAGAGCCUGGACUAGAUUUUUUUUAUUUGCUUUUUGAGUGCCUUUUUUGAAAGCUGCUUAAGUGGGACCCCUUUUCAGUCUCUUAUUUUCAUCCCCAUCCGCCUUUUUUUUUUUUUUUUUUUUUUUUUUUUUUUUUUUUUUUCUGUAAAUAUUUAUUUUGGAGCAUACUAUGCCCAAAGAAGCUCCAUGUCGUCAUAGUGUCUAGCGCUGGAUAACAUGCCUACUGGGAUAGCCCCUGAAGUCUGAGACUAUUCUUCAUGAACAGUUGGAAUAAUCCCACCUGUCUUAAGGUGGAAUGUUUAAACCUAAAUGUACUGACCUAUUAAUCCACCCUUCCCUGCUACUCCAAUACUUAACUGUAAACUGCACAGACAUUUGAAAACUGAUGUGUGGAUUUAUAUUAUAUACAUUUAUUUAUUUUUUUUGGCAGGAAUAGUAAAUUCUCUUAACUGUACCACUGGGCACAAUAAGCCCCUAUUUUAUUUUCUCCCAAACAAUGUCAGCCUGCGAGUCUUAAGUAUGUUUAGGCAUGUUAAAUGCACAAUCAAUGCAAUAUUCAAGGAAUUUUAACUUUUUUUUUUUUUUUUUCCUGUAUUUAAACUUUUUUUUUUUUCUGUGUAAUACAGCUAUUUAUUAUUUAGGUUUCUCACUAUUUAUUUAGUUAAUUUAUUUUUCUAGACAGUACCCAACACUGCUUUACUAUUCUAAGUGGUUUAUUUUAUUUUUCCUUCCCUUCCAUUUCUACUGUCUCAUUUUGAAUGGAAACUAACCAGUAACUUUAAUUUCUGCAUUCCAGUCAUGUCUGAACUGUCUCCCUACCCUUCAUUUUUAAUUUUUUUUUUUUUCCCCCAUGGCACUUGUAAGGUUUUUUUUUUUUUUUAAGGUGGGUAAUUAUUGUACAAAUUCUAAUUUAAGGAACAUAGAAUGACUGUUUAAAAUUGGUCAAUAUGCCUUUGUGCCUGGUAUGUUUGUUAUACCAGAAAUGUAAAGUUUUAUGCUGGUUUGUUUGUUUUUUCUGACAAUUUUAAAUUAUUGGCAUUAUACAGUCUCCAUGCAAGAGUUGAGUCAAAACCUUAAUUUAUUUUAAUAGCUGUGUGUUUUUUUGCGAUCUGGUUGCAUUCAUGCAGCUUUUUUUUAUUUAUUUUUUAUUUCUCUUCUCCCCCCCCCCCCCCUCCCCGUUUUACAGUGUGAAAUGUAUGGAGAUCAUAUUUUUUAUACAAGUAUUUCAAUUAAACUUUUUGUAUAUAAA
Molecule: messenger RNA, 2813 nt
Organism: Bombina bombina (fire-bellied toad)
Lineage: Eukaryota; Metazoa; Chordata; Amphibia; Anura; Bombinatoridae
Gene: PIM3
Product: Pim-3 proto-oncogene, serine/threonine kinase
Exons: 6
Coding region: 319-1290 (323 amino acids)
Biological process (GO): negative regulation of apoptotic process; protein autophosphorylation; regulation of mitotic cell cycle
Cellular component (GO): cytoplasm
Molecular function (GO): protein serine/threonine kinase activity; ATP binding
Source: RefSeq, a predicted model, not a curated record